Molecule: messenger RNA, 1164 nt
Organism: Symbiodinium natans
Lineage: Eukaryota; Dinophyceae; Suessiales; Symbiodiniaceae
Source: the annotation of a GenBank genome assembly
AUGUCAAUGGCUCCGCCAGAGAGGAAGGCCCUCGCUGACUUGGCGUGGUACGUGGGGCAAGAGGGUGGCGUGCUGACUUCCGGGCGCCUCAGCAACUUCUGCAAGUGGUUUCCAGCACACCAUGCCCUGAACAUCAAGCAGCUCUGCAAGAACUGCCCGGACUUCAGCGUGGUGGACCAGGCGGAGGGGCAGUGGACUAUUCGCCUGGCGUCCGUGGAGCAGGAGGCGGUGCGCAAUCUGGCGGCGUUCAUCCGGUCCAUGGGUCGCCCGCUGUUGUCCAAGGAGUUCUCCGACCUUCAGUCUUCCCACAAGGCAUCAGCGGCGGUGGUGUACUCAGGCGACCGGACACUGUCCAGGUUCUGCCAAGAGCAUGACGAUACCUUCACUGUUGAGACAAGCCCCGGCCGCCCGGGAAUUUGCAUCGGCCUGAGGUCCUGGGCUCGCAGCGAGCUCCCGAUACUUGAAGACCUCACCGCCUUCCUUUGCGAGAACGGCGGCUCCGUCUCCUCGGAGCGGUUUCAGAACUUCUAUGCCAAGCAUCCCGCGCAUCGGGAAGCGAUCCCCAACUUGAGGGCCUUCUGCUCCAGGCACCCGGAUCGCUUUGCCAUCUCGGAGGGCACCAACUCGCCACAUUGGCGGGUGACGCUGGCACAGCCGCCAUCUGCCCAACUUGCCGCCCGCCUCGCCAUCUUCCUGGAAGACUGCGACCAACCCAUGAGAUGGGAUCAGCUUGAUGGUUUCUACAAGAAGAACCCGGAUUUCCGCGCGGUGAUCCAGCAAGCAGGUGGAAUCCGCAGCUUCUGCGAGAAGUACCCAGGGUUGCUGCUCUACGAAGCGCUGUCGGGGCAGACGGAUAAGAUCUAUCUUCCCAAGCACUGCUGCCUGUUCAUGCGCGGCAUCUGCAACUUCAGUGAGCCCCACGGCAAGUAUCUGCACGCGAGCCCUGCACCUCAUGGGCCGCUACGGUGCGGCUACGGACGGCGCUGCAACUAUGGGCACUGGCAGCUCAUCGAGCAGCAGGCUUUCGCCGACGCGCGCGGCAGCGCUGCCGCUGAAGCAUCGAAGUCGAGGGAUCCGGAAGGGGACGAGGCCGAUUCGGGCAGCGACUGGGAGAGCAGCUCCUCGGAAUCGGACGCGGGGGUGCAGGCCGCAACCUGGGUUUAA